GGCUAGGACUCGAUAACCCCCAGUUUGGAUCACACCGACCGUUCAUGUACAACACGGGCGAAAUUUCUCCUGCGCCAGAAACAUGUCGGUCUUUGAGAAAUUGGGCCCAUUCGUAAGCCUGUGCCAAGCUUGUGGCAUGAUCCCUUAUACAAUCAAAAGAAAUUCAGACACCAAUCAAUUCGAGAAAUUCACCUUCUCCUUCAAGCAUUUCAACACUUGGUGGUUCUUUUUCAUGUUGGUGUUGCAGCUGUCGCUCUUUAGUGCCGCUCCGCUCUUCUACCGGGAUGUGUUUCAAGCGUUAUUAUCCGACCGAACUAUGCCCAUCAUCUUCACCAUUCUAACCGGGACGGUCUCCUUUUCCUACUUGGCCCAGUUCUUGACUUGCCGAUGGAUCAUUCUGCGCUACAAACAAUUGCGGAACGCAGUGGAAGCCGUGCAGGAGGUCGAGAGGCUUUUCGGAGAAACAUUUAUUGCGCAACAUCAGAGCUCAUCACUCGUGACGCGAACUGCCAUCGGUUUCACUCUCGCAGUCACUGCGGCGACAGUUGCGCUGUGCGUGAUGUUUCCAAUAUAUCAAUCCUUCCUGCCAAAAAAUCUGGACAUCUUUACAGCGACUGCGUUUUUCUCCAUUUUAACUUCGAUUAGCAUCAUGUUUGACUGCCAAUACCUUCUGAUUCAUCUGUCUUAUUACAUCAUCGCUCAUUACAUCAAAUUCUUAUCGCUCCACUUUGAUGCUGUAGAAGAUGACGAACUACCAGCAACUCUCAACAAAAGGACUGAGAAUAAGUUGGAAGGAAACGCCCUCAUAUUCGACCACCUUUGCCGAGCGUCUUCGCAGUUGAAUGACAUUUUGUCGGGGCCAGUUUUAUUUCUUUUGACGACGAAAUUCCUUUCGAUCGUCACAUGCGCGUAUGCCUGGAUUUUCAAUUUGAUUCACGCAAAUGAGGUGUUGGACGAUUUCAGCUUGGUGUUCCCUUUUCUCUUCUUCACCGAUUGGAUCCGACUAUUAAUUCUUCUCUCAACAGCCGACAUGCCAGUUCAUCAGGUUCGUCUCCUUCGUGAAAGAUUAACCUCUGCGACGUAUUCGAAAUUCGCCCAAUUGACCGAUUCAGUUGAGAUGGUUAUCACGUUGUUGCAGAUCAAUGAAGAUCGCGUCCGAUUAUCUGCUGCUGGACUUUUCCAGGUUGGAGUUCAUCUUAUUCCAUCCUUGAUAGGUGCUGUGGUGACUUACAUGGUCAUCCUCCUCCAAAAUUAACCGACACUCUGAUGCGCAACAUAAAAUUGUUAUCAAACAACUUUUGGGUUUUGGAGGGAAAAAGUAUAGGUAUAAAGGAAUUAAUUAUUGAUUGGUUAUUGCUGCGACUGUCUUCUA
Daphnia pulex (common water flea) is the source of this 1372-nucleotide messenger RNA. RefSeq lists its product as uncharacterized. Gene Ontology annotation, biological process: sensory perception of taste. The record is from RefSeq and is a predicted model, not a curated record. Gene Ontology annotation, cellular component: dendrite; membrane; axon. The transcript is spliced from 6 exons. Bases 83 to 1255 code for a protein of 390 amino acids. NCBI's taxonomy places the organism in Eukaryota, Metazoa, Arthropoda, Branchiopoda, Diplostraca, Daphniidae.